AUUACGACAUAUUUGACGCACAGACAAUAUUCCAAUAAAGAACUAUAGGUUACCUGAAAAUAAAAGGUCAAGUCACCGAGAAAAUGGUAUUGGACGAGGCUCAUAUCAUACGAUCCAGCAAACCGUGUUGGAGUUGGACAAGAGGCGCAUGCGGAGCCGAGCCGAGCAAUCAAAGGAAACCCUACAUUUUGAAUUUGUUUUUGUUUUUUUUUUUCUUCUUUCCCUUCUCCUCCCUCCUCCUCCUCCUCGAAACGUAAGCGCAAGAGGCUGCAACAUGAUUUGAUUUUUCCUCUCCCUCCCCUUUUCAACCUUUCCACCGCAAACCAGUUGGUUCUCGUCCUCCAUCAUCAUCACCAUAGACUUCGUCGACUCUGCCAAUUCUCCCUCCUCUGCCCUGUCGAUAAGCAAACCCCGGCCCCUUUCCUUGAAGAAGAAGGCAAAGAAAAAGCCCAACUUCUUUCUCGCCUUCGUUGGGGUUAUCUCUGCUACAUAUAAUCUAAGUUAAGUUGUGCGCCUCCCCCCAGUCCAUCAAUCAAUUCUUCCUUCCGGUCUCUCUGUACGCUGCGAACGCCUUGCCUUGGGACUGGGAGUUGAGAAAGGGGGUGGGGGAAACUACUAAACUAGCACAUGGCGCAGGCCGUGGACGAUGAGUGCGACUACCUCUUCAAGGCGGUGCUCAUCGGAGACUCGGCCGUCGGCAAGUCCAACCUCCUUUCCCGGUUCUCCUGCGAUGAGUUCCGCCUCGACAGCAAGCCCACGAUCGGCGUCGAGUUCGCCCACCGCACCAUCACCAUCGGCGACCAGCUCAUCAAAGCUCAGAUAUGGGAUACCGCCGGCCAAGAGAGGUUCAGAGCCAUAACGAGCUCUUACUACCGUGGUGCGCUUGGGGCGUUGUUGGUGUACGACAUCACUCGGCGUCUUACUUUUGAUAACGUGGAGAAAUGGCUCAAGGAGUUGAGGGAGCACAGCGACCCCAGCAUGGUGAUCAUGCUCGUCGGCAACAAAUCGGAUCUGGAGGGCCAGAGGGCGGUGGGCAUCGAGGAGGGAGCGGCGAUAGCAGAGAGAGAGGACCUUUUUUUCAUGGAGACCUCGGCCCUCGAGAACAAGAACGUGGAGGAGGCCUUCAUGCAGAUGAUCUCCAAAAUCCACGAGAUCACGAGCAAGAGGAGGCUGGAGGCGAAGAGAAAGGAGGCGUCGGCCGCUGGGGCGCUGCCUCCUCCUGGUUCUGGACAGGCCAUAGUGAAUAUUCAUGAAGUUUCUGCCACCAAAAGAAAGGGUUGUUGCUCUGCGGGGUGAGCUAGCUUUUGCUUGUGUGUUUUUCCUGCUCAUUUUUUGAUGUUACAUCCUGUUGUGGUUCAUUUUGUGAAAAAAAAAAUAAAGGGUGAAGAUGAGUGAAACGCCCUCACCUACUGGGCUGCGUGUUAUCCGUUGUUGGGUUGAAAUUAAGGGGAUGAUGGCAAAGGCAACAACAAUGUUUCGGUUGAA
Messenger RNA from Nymphaea colorata (pocket water lily), 1485 nucleotides. RefSeq names its product ras-related protein RABA6b-like. Gene Ontology annotation, cellular component: endosome. NCBI's taxonomy places the organism in Eukaryota, Viridiplantae, Streptophyta, Magnoliopsida, Nymphaeales, Nymphaeaceae. The transcript has 2 exons. The coding region runs from base 628 to 1296 and encodes 222 amino acids. Gene Ontology annotation, molecular function: GTP binding; GTPase activity. The record is from RefSeq and is a predicted model, not a curated record.